AUGGCACGACCUGCACUGCCGGAUGGACGGGCCGGCGGCGUACGACGUCCUCAAGAACUUCGAGCGGCGGUGGCGGAAGGCGACCAGGCUGCGGGAGAUGUUCGGCGGCAAGGCGGCGCACCGGAAGGACGACGCGCUGCUGAAGCUGGAGCGCAUCCCCUGGAUCCUCAGCCCCUCCAAGCGGCGCUCUGCCGCGGCGGGCGGCGCCGCAGACGCCAACGCCGCCGCCGACGACGAGCGGGACCAGCCAGCGCUGCACGUGGUGCCGUACGGCGACUCGGAGCGGUGGCACGCGCAGGUGUUCCGGACUUCCGGUCCGUGGACGCCGGGUCAGUGAAGCGGUUCCCGCGUCCCUGGGAGCGUGCCGAGAUGUCCCGGCGCCACCUGGUCGGCGACAAGAACCUGGCGGUAGAGCAGAGCAUCCACGCGGCGUACGUGGCGGCGAUCCGGUCGGCGGAGCGGUUCGUGUACGUGGAGAACCGGUACUUCAUCGGCGGCUCCUACGCGUGGCCGUCGUACCGGAACAGCGGCGCCUGCAACCUGGUCCCCAUGGAGAUCGCGCUCAAGGUCGCCAGCAAGGUCCGCGGCGGCGAGCCGUUCGCCGCGUACGUGGUCAUGCCCAUGUGGCCCGAGGGCAACCCCGGAUCCGGCCCCGCGCAAGAGAUCCUCUACUGGCAGAACCAGACCAUGGAGAUGAUGUACAGGGUCGUCGCGGCGGCGAUGGAGGGGAAAGAAGGUGGGCACCCGCAGGACUACCUCAACUUCUACUGCCUCGGCAACCGGGAGCCGGCGUAG
Molecule: messenger RNA, 795 nt
Organism: Miscanthus lutarioriparius
Lineage: Eukaryota; Viridiplantae; Streptophyta; Magnoliopsida; Poales; Poaceae
Source: the annotation of a GenBank genome assembly